This is a messenger RNA of Metarhizium brunneum ARSEF 3297, 654 nucleotides long. The record is from RefSeq and is a predicted model, not a curated record. NCBI's taxonomy places the organism in Eukaryota, Fungi, Ascomycota, Sordariomycetes, Hypocreales, Clavicipitaceae.
AUGGCACCGACAAACUCCAAAGCAAACUACAAGACCUACGAGGCGCAAGCCCGUAUGGUCAGGGCCAUUGUCGCCGCCCACCCGGACGUCAAAUGGAACUACAAAGAAAUCGCCGCCUGCUACGGCUCAGACAUGACCGAGCACGCGCUCAACCACCGCUUCCGCCGGCUCAGAGCCCAGGCCUUGAUUAUCCGCGAAGGACGCCCCCAGGGCUUCGACAUGAAGCACCUCUCCGUCGAAGACAACAUGCCCACGGCCCAGGACGCAGUCGACAAGACGAAUAUAGCCAAGUACUUUGGCCAGUCGACAGCGGACGGGAUCCAGUUCCAGUUCCGCGGCAUCAAAAAGGACGCCGACCAGCUGCGCCAGACGCACUCGUCGGGCGGCGACGCCGCGGUCCGCGCGGGCGCUACCAUCGCCGCCGGCGCCGCGCCCGACUCGGACUCGGACGUGGUCCUCGUCAAGCCCGAGUCGCAGUACCAGAGCAUCUUUGGCGACGCCGCCGGCGCCGCCCCCUCCCCGUCGACUGCCUCCGUCGCCGGCGCCUUUACCGAGCGCGCCACCGAUCCCGUCUUCUCCACGGCCUUUGGGGCCAAUCUCUACUUGGGCAGUUUUGAGGAAGCCAUCGAGGCGUAUGGCGACGGGGAGAUUUGA